UGAUAUCACGCUUCAGUCCGCGGCUCACCGUCUGGCCCAUCACGUCGCAAUUAAAUUCUGUGCCACUCACCACACACUGGACUUACAAUCAAUUUAAAACAGAAAAUUCAUUUCCUGCAGUCAAAAAUGAAGGUUUUUUGUAGUUUAGCUGUGUUGGCUUUAGUAGCGAUUGGAACAAAUGGUCAGUCCAACUACAAAUGUCCAGCGAAAGACGGACAGUAUGAGGAUGCCCGCCAGUGCGACAAGUUUUACCAGUGCGUUGACGGUUUCGCCACGGAGAAACUUUGCCCGGACGGUUUGGUUUUCGACCCGUUGAUUCGUAAGAUUAACAAAUGUGACCAGCCCUUCAAUGUUGACUGUGGCGACCGUACCGAAUUACAAACCCCAGUUGGUAACCGUCUGUGCCCACGUCAAAACGGUUUCUUCGCGCAUCCGGAACCACAUGUCUGCAACAUCUUCUACAAUUGCAUCGGAGGUGAAGCUACUGAGAUCAAAUGCACCAAUGGUUUACAUUUCGAUGAAUAUUCGGGAACUUGUGUGUGGCCAUCUGCCGCUGGUCGCCAGGGCUGUGAUGACAGCAAGGUGAACAAACUCAAGGACGGUUUCGAAUGCCCCAAGGUCGAGCAAACCGACGCCAACGGCCAAUUGGUUGUGCACCCGAAAUUCGCGCACCCCACCGACUGCCAACGCUUCUACGUCUGCCUGAAUGGCAUGGAACCCAGGGAUUUGGGUUGCCAAGUUGGUGAAGUCUACAAUGAGGAUACACAACGUUGUGAUGCACCAGAAAAUGUCCCUGGAUGUGAGGAUUGGUACAAAGAUGAACCAGCUGCAAAACCAGCAAAGAAACAAUAAACUCCUGGACGAUGCCAUGAUCCGAGGAGAGUAUAUGCGUGUGGUUAGCGAGUAGUGCGUUUUGAUCAAGGGAAAGCGUUUUAGCUUUCACUUGAUCCAAUACACACAUACACUCGAGCCCGACCACGCCGAGAAGAAAUUCAGUUGUUACACAACAACGCCAACAACGACUCAUUUUUUAUACUCUUGUAAUCUAAGACUUCUUAUUCUAAUUAGUUAGUGAUAAUAAUGUGUAAUGUAAUGUUAAUCGAUUAGGAAAUAAAAUAUGAAAAA
Molecule: messenger RNA, 1125 nt
Organism: Dalotia coriaria
Lineage: Eukaryota; Metazoa; Arthropoda; Insecta; Coleoptera; Staphylinidae
Product: protein obstructor-E
Exons: 4
Coding region: 127-852 (241 amino acids)
Cellular component (GO): extracellular region
Molecular function (GO): chitin binding
Source: RefSeq, a predicted model, not a curated record